CCUUGCUGUCCUGGACAUCCUGCAACCUGCUCAGCAUCUACCAUGGGGAACCCUGCUUCAAGGCUUGGCUGCCUGGGGCAGAGGAGGAGCCGCUCACACACCAGCCCUAGAACCCACGCCAGCCCCAGGACCCGAGGGGAUCUCUCUCCAUCUGCAGCUCCUCAGAGUUCACUUCCACCGGGGAUCCCCUGGACCUGGUGGGGCUCCCAUGCUGUUCAGGUGACAGAGGUCACAGAGACAGUGGUGACAGAAACAGUGGUGACAGAGGCUGUGGAGAUGGGGCCCUGCAGGCAAAGAAGGCAGCCAGCACAGGCACCCCUAGCAACUCUGGACACACUCUGCAGCUGGCUGGAUGGCAUGGAGGAACUGCAGGCCUCACAGGGACCCCUGGCUGCAGAUGCCACUUUGGCUGCUUCCCAGCUGCGGGAACAAGAGCUGCUCCUGCGCCUGCUGAGGGAGCGUGCACCUCACAUGGAGCCAAGAUUGCAAGAGGCUGGGAGUCCAGCAGAGCUGUGCACACAGUGGCACCGCCUGGUACAACAAGCAGAAACCAGGUGGAGACUCCUGGAACAGCUUGUCCCGGCAGCACAGAGUUUUGAAACAGCCUGCAAGGCUCUGCUGGUGCAGCUGAGCCCGAGUGAACAACUCCUGGCUGAGCUGCAGCUGGGGCCCAAGUGCCCUGAGGAAUCUUUGCAGGACUUCCAGGAGGUGUGUGAAGGGGUUGUGGCACGUGCCAAGGACCUGGAAAGGGUUUUGGAGACUGGCUGGAGGCUGGCAGAGCUCCUCACAAAUGACCAAGCUCAGCUGGUAUGGCUGCAGCUGGAUCACUUCCAGGAGCGUGUGAGGUUGACUGAAUUACAAGUCGCCCAUGCCCAACAGAAGCUGCUGUCUGCUCAAAGAACAGUGUCCUCCAAGUCCUCACCACCAGCAGGCUUGGAGGCCCAGCUUGAACUUGAGGGGUCUGCCCCAGCACAUCCAGGGCUCAAGGAUCAGAAGCAGCUGAGUGUCCAGCUGACCCAGCUAGCAGAGCGUCUUGAACAUAUGGCACAGUGGGCAGAGACUUCUAGUCGUGCAGUAGCACCCACAGUGACCAUCUGGAAUCAGAGCCCCUCGUCAGCUGUGCUUCAGGCAGACACGAAGCCCCUGGAAGGGCACUGGUUAGAGACUCAAGAGCAAGACACUGGUCUGAAGGCCAUAUGGGAGCCAGCUGUGCAGAUCUUGUGUGGCUUCAUGGAGCAGGCAGCCAUCGAGGAGCUGAGGCCUGAGGGUGACUGGAACUCAGCCUUGCAGGAGUUCCUGUGGGGAGAGCAAACCCUGGUGGUGUCAUGGCUAAGGAGGAGAGGGGACACUGCCUGUAGGAGCACCCACCACUUGGGCCAGCUAAUGGACCUGCUGGGCUGCCAGGCUGUCAUGUCUAGCCCCUCCUGUGAGAGAAUACACACCCUGGAAGGGAUGCUGCUGCUUGUGGGCCAUCUUGCAGACAAGCUGCUCUUGUGCUCCCAAAGGCUGGCCCAGGCUGAACCCUUGGGGACCAAGGUGGUACAAGCCCAGAGCUGGGUGCUAGAGGAGCCGCCUGGGGCCCUGAGCCUAAAGUGCUGGACUCAAGCCCCAAGGGAGGUACUGGCUCUGAGGAGUCUUGACCUGGGGACGCCUGAGGAUCUUGGGAGUAGAGCUAAGGCUUGCCUCCUGGGGAAAAUUUCAGAAGAACAGAGCUGGAGGCCUUGGUGGGCAGACGUCAUCAUGCAAAGCUGGAGUUAUAGGAAGCCAGAGCAUAGCAAGAGGAACCAGGAGAAAAGAGACCAGUGUUUACAGAUGGAACAGGGCCACCAAGAGCAGGACACUGUGGACAGCUUCCUGGCAGCCGAGGAGCAGGACAGGGAUGGACAAGGCUGGCCUGGCUAUACCUGGGGGAAAUGUGGGCCUGACCACAAGCACCCUGCCGUGUUGGAACCAGAGCUCCCCAAUGGCCAGAGACAGUCACACAGCAUGGUCAGAACAAGGAACAUAGAAGGGACAAGUUCACCAGUGGCCAGAGGCAGGCCCAAGGUCCAAGGAGCCUUGGUGAGCAGGUGUGAGUGUGGGCCUGUGACAGUGGGGAGGACAGAGCCUCAGGAACUGCCCCCAACCCCUACACAGAAGGCCAGACACCCCUGUGCCCUGCAGGCGACAAGAGGAACCCUGAUGGUUCGUGUUGGAGGUGGUUGGGCAGCCCUAGAUGAAUUUCUGGUCAAAAAUGACCCAGUCAGAGCAAAGGGCAGGACCAGCCAGAAGAUCCAUGAGAGGUUCCUAUGCUGGACUCCUAGUGUGCCGGCCCCUGAAGUCAUCACCCUGAGGCUCUGGACCUCCGUCCGAAUGGGCUCUAGCCGGCCCCUGUCUCAGAAGACAGGGCUGCAAAUUGGCAAAGAAAACAGAGACCCCAGCUCCUACAAGGUCAAAACCCCGGAGCAGCCCACUGAGGAGAAACCAUGAAGACUCCAAGAUCCAGCAGACAGGGACAAGAAAAAGCGGCAGAACUUGCUCAGGGGCUGAGCAGGAGCUGGGGCCACAUAGCCCCAGGGUGGGGUUGUGGCUUUCACUCUCAGCAAUAAA
Molecule: messenger RNA, 2589 nt
Organism: Cricetulus griseus (Chinese hamster)
Lineage: Eukaryota; Metazoa; Chordata; Mammalia; Rodentia; Cricetidae
Source: RefSeq, a predicted model, not a curated record